AUGCUAAUGAGCGUCGCAGCUCGCGGCGGCAGACAAAGUUCCCCCGGCUCCGCCGCACAAUGGGGCGGCGCCCCGCCCCCCGUGGAGGCGGCAGUGGUGGCCAGCCUGCGGCAGCACGCGCAGGGGCCUCUGCUGCUGCAGCAGCCGCCGCCGCUGCUGCACUUCUCCAACUCCACCGGCGCAGCGCUGAGCUGCGUCGCCCAGGGCAGUCCGCCGCCUCGCAUCUCCUGGCUCGACGCCGCCUUCAACGAGGUGUCGCACAUACCGCACAUCAGGCAAUCCCCCACCUUAGCUAAGCUCCCCACAUUAGCCAAGUUCCCCACCUUAGCCGAGUUCCCCAACUUAGCCAAGUUCCCCAACUUAGCCAAGCUCCCCACCUUAGCCGAGUUCCCCACCUUCGUCAAGUUCCCCACCUUAGCCAAGCUCCCCACCUUAGCCAAGCUCCCCACCUUAGCCAAUUCCCCCACCUCAGCAAAGUCCCCCACCUUAGCUAAGCUCCCCACAUUAGCCAAGUUCCCCACCUUAGCCGAGUUCCCCACCUUAGCCGAGUUCCCCAACUUAGCCGAGUUCCCCAACUUAGCCGAGUUCCCCAACUUAGCCAAGUUCCCCAACUUAGCCAAGUUCCUCAACUUAGCCAAGUUCCCCAACUUAGCCAAGUUCCCCAACUUAGCCAAGUUCCUCACCUUAGCCAAGUUCCCCACCUUAGCCAAGUUCCUCACCUUAGCCAAGGAGCAGCUGGCCAACGGCAGCCUGCACUUCCCGCCGUUCGCGGCGGAGCUGUUCGACCCGCGCGUGCACGCCGCUAGCUACGUCUGCCGCGCCUCGAACGCCGCGGGCGCAGUGCUCAGCACCGAGGCCCGGGUGCAGGCAGUGGUGUGGCAGGCCUUCGAGGCGCAGGUGGACAGCGUGUUCGUGGUGAAGGGCAACGUGGCGGUGCUGCACUGCCGCGCCGCCGGCCUGGCGCGCGACUGGCUGCAGGUGGCGGGCUGGCUGAGGGAGGAAGAGCCGCACGGCCGCACCACGCUGCACGCCGGGGGCAGGUACUGGGUGACGCAGCAAGGGGACCUGCACGUGAGGGACACCGCCCCAGGGGACAGCUACGGCAGGUACUACUGCUGGGCAGUCGACAGGCUGACCGGGACUAGACGCCUCAGCGCUCCGGGGCAGAUCAUCGUCUCAGAAUCUGAAGAGGACAUGGCCCCAGUCAUUGAGCACAUAACGUCCAGCUUGCACGUGAAGGUUGGCAACACUGCAGAACUGGUCUGUGUCGGGAAAGGCAACCCCCCUCCUUCAUACAGGUGGUACCGGGAGGUGUCCGGCACGCUGCGGGACGUGCAGCCCGCCGCCCCCACGGUACUGCACCUGGCGCGCGCCCAGGCGGGGGACGCGGGCCGCUACCUGUGCUCGGCGUCCAGCGCCCUGGGCGAGGACCGGCGGGAGUCCCUGCUGCGGGUGACCUCGCCGCUGUCGGCCCAGGUGAGGCCACAGCGCCUGGUGGCCGACUGGGGGUCCCCGGCCACGUUCCGCUGCACCGUGACGGGCGCCGCGCCGCGUGUGGCGUGGCUGCACGACGGCCGCCGCCUGGCCGAGGUGGACCUGGCGCUCACGCUGCCCGCCGUGGGCCGCGAGGACCAGGGCAUGUACCAGUGCGUGGCCCGGGACGGGGAGGAGAGCGCGCAGGCCAGCGCCCAGCUCGUGCUCGGAGCGAUGGCCCCCAAGCUGCUGUCCACGUUCAGCGAGCAGACCAUGCGGCCUGGACCCUCCUUGUCGCUGAGCUGUCUGGCCUCUGCCGCCCCCAAGUGUCCGAUGGCCCCCAAGCUGCUGUCCACGUUCAGCGAGCAGACCAUGCGGCCUGGACCCUCCUUGUCGCUGAGCUGUCUGGCCUCUGCCGCCCCCAAGUGUCCGAUGGCCCCCAAUUUGCUGUCCACGUUCAGCGAGCAGACCAUGCGGCCUGGACCUCCCGUGUCGCUGAGCUGUCUGGCCUCUGCCGCCCCCAAGUGUCCGAUGGCCCCCAAGCUGCUGUCCACGUUCAGCGAGCAGACCAUGCGGCCAGGACCCUCCGUGUCGCUGAGCUGUCUGGUCUCGGGCGACCCGCCCCCCCAGGUGUCCUGGCUGCUGGACGGCGCGCCCUUGCCGCCUCUGGGCUACGUCGUCGGCAGCUUCGUGCACGCCUCCGGCGACGUGGUGGCGCACCUCAACGUGUCGUCGGCGCGCGUGCUGCACGGCGGGACGUACACGUGCCUGGCACGCAACCACGUGGGCGCCGCCAGCCACUCUGCCGCGCUCAACAUCUACGGACCGCCGACGGCGCGCGCCCCGCUCAACAUGACGGUGGCGGCGGGGGCGGAUGCGCUGCUCCGCUGCCCGGUGGCGGGGUUCCCGGUGAGCCGCGUGAGGUGGGGGCGGGGCCGGGACCAGCCGGGGGCGGCGGGCGGCGGUGCCCUGGUGCUGCGGCGAGCGGAGGCGGGGCGGGACGGCGGAGAGUACCACUGCAGCGUGACCGGCCCCCAGGGUCACAGAGCCCAGGGGCUCGUUCGCCUCAGCAUCAUGAGUCCGCGAGUCGCUCGGCAAGGCAUUGCCGGGCGCAUUUGCAGUUUAAGUUACGUGGAGCUAUUUUAUGGCCCUGCUGGAUGGAUCAUCUCAGCCCUGCGCUUCAGACACGCAAACCCGCCCCGGAUAGCGCCUUUCCAGUUCGCCCCCAACCUGGAGAAGGGCAUGCGGGCGCUGCUGUCCUGCAGCAUCAUGUCGGGCGACCUGCCCAUCUCCAUCGCCUGGAGGAAGGACGGUGCGCCCUUGCCCCAGGACCACGGGCUGCAGGAGAAGCGGGAGGAGUUCGCCAGCACCCUGGUGUUCCGCGACCUUGACGCGCGCCACUCGGGCCACUACACCUGCACCGCCAGCAACGCGGCCGCCAGCGCCAACUACACCGCGUCGCUUUCCAUCCGAGUGCCGCCGUCGUGGCUGGAGGAGCCACAGGACGUGUCCGCGCUCUACCAGCAGUCGGCCAGCCUGCACUGCCGCGCGGGCGGCUUCCCCCCUCCCACAGUCACGUGGCUGCGCGGCCCAGGGGACCGGCCCGGGGAGCAGACCCGCCUGCAGCCCGACCACGGCACGGUGCUUCUCGGCAACGGCACGGCGCUGCUGCGCGCCGUCGACUCGGCCCACGAGGGCCACUACACCUGCCGCGCCGACAACGGCAUCGGCGCGGGCCUGGCCAAGACCGUCUUCCUGCGCGUCAACGUGCCGGCCCACUUCCGGACGCGCGAGCUGAGCCAGAGCGGCGUGCUGGGCCAGCCGGCCGUGCUGGCGUGCGAGGCGGAGGGAGACCUGCCCCUGCGGGUGUCGUGGUCCCAGCCGCGCGGCUCCCCCCCCGCCGCCGCCGGCAUGCCCUCCGAGCGCCACUCCCCGCGCGGGGUCUCCGCAGAGCUGCGCCUGCCGCGCCUGGCGCGCCACCACGCCGGCGACUACCGCUGCAGCGCCGCCAACAACUUCGGCAGCGACCAGAUGGUCGUGCACCUCUCCGUCAGAGAGCCGCCCGAGGCGCCCCGCCGGCUGCACCUGGCUGAGGUGGGCAGCCGCUGGCUGAGCCUGGCCUGGGCGCCGCGGGACCCUGCGCUCCCGCCCGUGCUGCGCUACGUGGCCCAGCACCGGCCCGGCGAGGGCGGCCCCUGGGCCAACCUGACCGUGGACGGCACGGCGACCGCCGCGCGUGUCGCCGGCCUGCAGCCCGCCACCACCUACUCCGUCCGCCUGCUGGCCGUCAACGAGGUGGGCGAGAGCGCCCCCAGCGACACCGUGGCCGCCGCCACCUUGCAGGAGCCACCAAGUGGAUCCCCGAUAGAGGUCUACGCUAAAGCUACAAGUUCGAAAUCGAUAAUCAUCCAAUGGAAGCCCCCGCCAGCGGCCCGCCCCCAGGUGCUGGGCUACGUGGUGUCGUGUCGCGACGUGGCCACGGACCAGACCAGGACCCGCACGCUGCGGGGAGCGGGGCGGCUGGAGGCGGCGCUGGGCCACCUGCGCCAGUUCGCGCGCUACGAGGUCGCCGUGCGGGCCUUCAACCAGGUGGGCGCCGGCCCCCCGUCGCCGCCGCUGCUCGUCACCACUCUCGAGGGUGUUCCAGACGCACCGCCCCGGGAGCUGCAGUGCGCGGCCCUCUCCUCCACCAGCCUGCGGGCCCGCUGGGAGCCCCCUCCGGCCGAGCUCCGCCACGGCGUGGUCGAGGCCUACAAGGUGUUCUACCGGCGCGCCGACCCCGCUCCCUCAGAGCGCACGGUGAACGUGGAGGUGAAGCGGACGACGAACCUGGAGACGACGCUCCACGGGCUGGCCAAGUUCACGAGCUACAGCCUCCGCGUGGCGGCCGUCACGGGCGCAGGGGAGGGCGUGCGUUCCCCCGCCAUCGCCUGCCUCACGGACGACGACGUUCCCGGGCCCCCCGAGCUGAUCAAGGCACUGGCGAUGACGUCGGACAGCGUCCUGGUGUCGUGGAACGCCCCGGCGGAGCCCAACGGGAACAUAGUCAAGUACUACGUCUAUUCCGUGGAGAGCGGCAGCCAGAGCGUGCAGCAGGAGACGGUGCCCGGCAGCGGGGAGCUGCUGUACGAGGCUCGCCAGCUGAAGGAGCUGCACCGCUACGAGUUCUGGGUGACUGCGGUCACCGCGGUGGGCGAGGGCCCCAGCAGCGCCAGAGUGUCGCAGACGCCCACCUCCCGAGUGCCGGCGAGGAUAGCCUCGUUCCCGCGGCGGCUGUGGGUGGGGGCGGGGCGCGGGGCGACGCUGCCCUGCCGCGCGGUGGGGCUGCCGACGCCGGGCCGGGCCUGGCGCGGGCCGGGCGGCGCGGGAGUCCCGGCGCCCCACCAGGCCGUGCCGGGGGGCGACCUCGCGCUGGGCCCGCUCCGCCCGGCGGACGCCGGCAACUACAGCUGCUCCGUGGAGAACGUGUUCGGGCGGGACGAGGUGUCUCACGCGGUGGCGGUGGUGGUUCCCCCCGGGCCCCCCGCGCUCAGCGUGGUCGCCGGCUCGCACGACGGCCUGUCCGUCACGUGGCGGGACUCGGGCAGCGGCGGGGGACCCAUCACGGGAUACACGCUGAGGUACCGACGGGAGUCGGAGGACUGGCAGACGCAGGUCGUGGACCCCGACUACUCCUUGUUCCCGGUGCGGGGGCUCAAGUGCGGCUGCAGCUACCAGCUGUCGCUGACGGCCGCCAACGCGGUGGGCCUGGGGAGGCCCAGCGCCGUCGUGAUGGCGUCCACCAAGGGCAGCCCGCCGGCGACGCCCGCCCAGGAGGACGUGCUGGAGGUGAACGCCACGGCGGCCGUGCUGGACCUGGAGGCGUGGCCGGACGGCGGCUGCCCGCUGCUGCGCUGGGAGGCGGAGCACCGCGCCUGGGCCGGGGGCGGCUGGGCGAGUCUCCCGCCUCCGCCCGCCCCCCGAGGGGACCCCGGGCGGGCCGUGGUGCUGGCGGGCCUCGCCCCCGGCACCUGGUACGCGCUGCGCGUCGCCGUGCACAACGACGCGGGCUCCUGCCGCCACCAGUUCGUGUUCACCACGCGCACCCGUGCCGGCGAGGUGCUGGCGUCUCACACCAUCCCCGCCGUGACGGAGCCGGAGAGCGCCGCCGACACGCCCCUGGGCCUCGUCGUGCCGGCAGUGGCUGGGGCCGUCUGCGCCGUCGCGCUGUGCGUGUGCGCCUGCCUGCUCGUCCACAGGAGCAGAACAGAAACCUGCUACACUCAAAGUCAACCAGCCAGUGAAACCAAGUCUCUGGCAGAGUUGCAGAACCAAAGGAAUUCCAAACAGCUAGGGGAAGGCGGCUGCACUCCUGAGCAGAUGUACCUACCGUCGCCGCUACGGAAGAACUUUCACAAAGACGGCAGCAACACAGGCCAGGACUACGAGAUAGGCCCCUACGAGAUGUUCAGCAUGCCGGGCAAGCUGCCCAGCUCCCCGGGCGCACAGACCAUGGACUACUGCGUGCAGUUCCAGACCUUCAGCCAGCAGGAGUGCGCCGCCGGCUGCCACGGCUCUCGCUCCCGCGCCGGCCGCGCCGCGCGCUCCUCCGACAGCCUGGAGAUCUCGUGCAUCUCCAGCCAGCAGACGCUGCAGCUGGGAGCGCGCUCGGCCGGCCGGCCCGACGCCAGCGACUCUGACAGCAGCGGUCCAGACCAGCGCAGCCUCCCGCCCGUCAGCGCUCGCAGGACCCCGCGCCGCGAGGGGCACUGUGAUCGCGACAGUACGCUGCGGGACGCUCCCCCCAGGCAGCACCACGGCCGUCACUUGUCUCGUCUGGACCACACUCUGGAGAGGCUGUCCGACAUGUGACUUCUUGCCUCGUGGGAAGCCUUUGUAACAGUGCCUUGCUGACACCGCAGCGCGACAGGACGACAGUCCGGCAGGUCCUGGCGAUCUGUCGGCUGCCCUCGCUGGAACAGCCGUCGGCUGUCUGCGCUUGCAACAGGUGCCCACAAACAGCGAACUUCAACAAACUUUUAAUUGCUCUGUAUGGCAUCCUUAAACAGUAAGUGUAAACUUCACUGUUAUAGAAGCAUCGUUUAACUAAACAAGAAAGGAAAUAUGUGGCAUCUCUUAAAUGUUGUCAUCUCAUAAAACUUAAUAAAUUGUUAUUUUGCUGUAUAA
Bacillus rossius redtenbacheri is the source of this 6639-nucleotide messenger RNA. Its product is annotated as cell adhesion molecule Dscam2-like. Gene Ontology annotation, molecular function: protein binding. The record is from RefSeq and is a predicted model, not a curated record. Gene Ontology annotation, biological process: cell-cell adhesion. The coding region runs from base 1 to 6324 and encodes 2107 amino acids. The transcript is spliced from 37 exons. Lineage: Eukaryota; Metazoa; Arthropoda; Insecta; Phasmatodea; Bacillidae.